Messenger RNA from Stegodyphus dumicola, 4523 nucleotides. Its product is annotated as membrane-associated guanylate kinase, WW and PDZ domain-containing protein 1-like. The record is from RefSeq and is a predicted model, not a curated record. NCBI's taxonomy places the organism in Eukaryota, Metazoa, Arthropoda, Arachnida, Araneae, Eresidae. Gene Ontology annotation, molecular function: protein binding. Gene Ontology annotation, biological process: signal transduction. Gene Ontology annotation, cellular component: cytoplasm.
UGCGUGUCAAAGGACGAGGUUUUGAACUGUCAUCUUCGUAUCGUGUUCGGGAAGAUGCUAAAGCUAGUAAACUAGUUAUGUUAAGUAUGUAUGUUAUUGGAGUUCAUUUCGACGUUGGCUGAUGAUGGAGAAAAACUGUUUGUAUUAUUUUCCGUAUGUAAUAUCCACCCAUUUAUUUAAAAUGAUAUUCUACAAACUUUUUAGAGCGUAUCAUUGCACUCCGCGUUAAUUCAAAUCCUUAGGCCUAGUGUGUCAACACCCGAUCAUUUCGCUAACAAUACAAGUGCUGGGUGGUUUUGUUUACUUCCACCUCCACUUAAAGUCACCAGUACUUCAGCCAUGAAUACUGUCUUCUUCUGAUCAUGCUCAGGGCUUCUGUAAAAAGUCCGGGCACUCCCAACAAAUUGGAUGCAGAUCAUAGUCUGCUGCUGGAGCAUUGGAGUAAAGCUGUUUACGAGUGUUUUUUAACUGCCAGUUCAGAUGGAACACUUGACUUAACUAUCGAGGGUGGUUCCGAUAAUGGAGAAUUUCCAUUUUUUGGCUAUGUACCAGUAACAAACCGAAAUGUAUCAAAAGGGGAUAUUCUUCUUGAAGUACAAGGGCAGAAAGUUGCUGGAUAUACUCAAAAAGAUGUCAUAUCAUUAUUGAAACAUUGCGUGAGGAAUGGCAGUUCAGUUAAAAUCAGAGCUGUGAAAGCAGGAUACUUGACUAAAGAUCUUCGAAACUUUUUGAAUACUCGAUUUCAAAAAGGAUCAGUGGACCAUGAUCUUCAAAACACAAUUAGAGAUAAUUUAUAUCAGAGAACCGUGCCAUGUACUACCCGUCCUCCUCGAGUUGGUGAAAUUAGUGGUGUUGACUAUACCUUUCUCAGUGUUGAAGAAUUCAUAGCACUGGAAAGAAGUGGAAGCCUUUUAGAAAGUGGAAUUUAUGAAGGUAAUCAUUACGGGACUCCAAUGCCUCCAAAAGAUAAUUAUCAUUCUCCCAUGAGGAGAAGUAAUUCUAUUGGCCCUUCCAGCAGCUUGCUUCUUCCUGGUGCACAUGCAUCUUCUGAAGGAAAGAGACGGCGUAACAGAUCAAAUGUUGAAGCCAUGGCUUCGAAAACAUCUGAUGUUGCUGAAUUUUCAGUUCCCAUUUUAUCUUCUAAUACUCGAUCUUCAACUCCCGUUUCUGGAUUUUCAUAUUUGGGUUACCAGAAUUGUAAUUCCGUUACAACAACUGACAGUAUGCAAUGUGGACCAACUGUUUGUGAUUUGGGACCGUUACCAGAAAAUUGGGAAAGGGCUUUUACUAGUAAUGGGGAACCAUAUUUUAUAGAUCAUAAUACUGGAACGUCACAGUGGUUGGAUCCUCGGCUGUCUAGAGUUCAGAAGAAAACUAUUGAAGAUUGUGGGGAUGAUGAACUGCCGUUUGGUUGGGAAAGGAUUGAUGACCCACAUUAUGGUACCUACUAUAUAGAUCAUGUUAACCGACGUACUCAAUAUGAAAAUCCUGUCAUUCAAGCAAGAAGAGUGAAUGAUAAUGUUUCUGCAGCAGAUAUUAGCCACUCCUCAUCAUCAUGGCACCGUCAUUCUGAUCACACUAAUAAUAGUCAUGGUCCUGGUUUCCUAGCUGAGCCUAGGUCAGUUCCAUGGGCAUCCAGAAACAGCUCACUAACUCAAACCUCCAAUUGCAGUAAUUCAAAUGAUCCAAAUAUUGCCAGCACUAACAAUAGUGAAUCUUUUCUGAUUGUUUCUUCUUCUGAUGGCAACUCCUCAUCCUCAAAACCUCCCCCUCCUCUUUCUCCACCACCAGCUAAUAAUAUUUCUUCUUCACCUGCAUCAACUCACCGCUUUCCUUAUCUGCACUGUAUACCCUGUCUUAAUGAAAAGCAUGAACCUUCUAAACAUUUGGCAGAUGGCAAGGUAACAGAAGGCAAUGUGGUUAUGGGGAAUGGUACUGUUACAACUAAUGCUUCUACUAGUGAUGCUGGUACCCGAGUGUGUGAUCUGCAAAAAGGACCAUCUCCUGUUUCCAUGGAAAGAAGCUCUACGUCUACUGGCCGUCACUGUUUUUUUCAAAAUUCUGAUUCAAAUGAUUUAUCACACAGAGUGUCUAAUAUUUCAGCUCGCAGUGAUAUUUCCAAGUCAAACAUAUUGUUUACUCGAAAUCCUGAUGAAUUACGAGGUGUUUUUGUCCGUACUUCUUUAAUUAAAAGUUCCAGAGGCUUGGGAUUUACAAUAGUUGGCGGUGGAGAUGGUUCUUCAGGUGAAGAAUUCUUGCAAAUCAAAGAUGUUGUACCAAAUGGUCCUGCGUGGUGUAAUGGAAAAUUAGUUACAGGUGAUGUUCUUGUUCGUGUUAAUGGGGAAUGUGUUCUUGGAUAUACUCAUCAGAAUAUUAUUGCCUUAUUUCAAACAAUUCCUGCGGGAGAAGUCGUAGAGCUUGAUGUAUGCCGUGGUUAUCCAUUGCCAUUUGAUCCCAGUGAUCCAAAUACAGAAAUUGUGACAACGGUUGCUGUUUCUGUAGCAAAUACUAAAUUAUCAAAUGGCCAUAAUGUAUAUUCUUUUCGAUCAGAUAAUUUUAAUAUGCCAAGUAGAUUGACUGAUAAUUGUGCCAAAUCUACUGAUUCUAUGACUCGUGCUGUCAAAUCAAUGCCAGAUUUAAGCUCUAAAUAUCCUGAUAACUGUUAUCCUUCACAUCACAACAGUGCUGGUUUUUUAAAUCCAUUUAUUGAGGAUAUGCCAAAUCUUUCACCUGUGAAUGCUCAUCGGGCUUCUUUAGUACCUGAAUUCUUGACUGUUGAGAUUAUCAAAGGGGCAGCUGGCUUUGGUUUUACCAUUGCAGAUAGUUCUUAUGGUCAGAAAGUAAAGAAAAUACUUGAUAGGCCAAGAUGUAAACAUUUGCAAGAGAAUGAUCUUUUAUGUGCUAUUAAUGGUCGUGAUGUGAGAACACUAGCACAUGCUGAAGUUGUCCAAAUUUUAAAGGAUUGCCCUUGUAAUGAGGCUGCUGAAAUAAUUGUUCAACGAGGUGGAUUUGUUUCUCCUUUGAGAACCAAAGGAAGAUCAAAGACACGUUUGAGUGAGGAAGCCAAUCAAUAUACUACUGGUACCAUGUUUCAUUCACCAUCUUUUAGUAAUGGACAUUCAAGAAUGAAUGGGAAAGCUAAUGGUUCAUAUCGCAGUAAAACACCUACUGCUGAAUUAUACAGUUCAAGAGAUAAAGAGCUACUAAUGAUUGCAAGACCUAAAACGCCUUUAGUAGAUACACGAAAUUGGCCUGUACCUUCUUCAGAUUUUCAGAGCAAUAAUAUGAAUCAAAAACUUCUCCAGGAACCUUCUUCAAACUUGGGCAGUACUGUUUAUAAUCAUCGACCAGGAGACUAUAAUCAUUCAAAUGACUUGCUGGAAUGUAGUCCAGAGCGACAUGGCAAUCCAUCUUGGUAUUCUGAUCAAGGAAGAGGAAGGGACUGGCAUAAUCAUAAUUACAGGGAUUCUUCUCAUAUAAAAGAAAAUGCAGAAGAUACUUUCAACAAAGUGUUUGUGAACAGUUCUGUUCCUGAUAAUGCUCAUCAGAAUUUCACAUCAGGACAAGUGCCAAGAAAUUCUCUUGAUCCCAUGAAACGAUUCCCAGUAGAAAAUAAAUUCCAUUUUAAUAACUCAGAACCCUGGAGGGAUGUUCAUAGACAUGAUUCUAAUGCCAAUAAUUCUAUGUUUCAACCUGCUUCUGUAGCAAAUGGGAAUAGUUCUAGUGGGACAUUUGACAGCUCGUUAUAUAAUAUAAAUGAUGAAAAAUUUGCUAAUGCGAGUAAUAAUUUUGUUUAUGGCCAGCAAUUUUAUAAAUCACAUGUACCAACGUAUCAUUUGCAGCACAUCCCUAAUACAAAUAUGGAUAGCAUUUAUGCAUCAUCUCAUCAAGAGGUUUCACAGUAUAAUGAAAAUAUAUACAGUCGUAACAUGCAAAAUCAUUAUCCACGUUCUGUGCCUUUAAGUCCAACCACAAAAUUGGAUUUAUCUAUGCAUCGAAAGCACGGAACAUCAUUUGAACAUGAGCAACCCGUGCCAUACCUUAGUAGUGAUUUAAGAAAUAUGUCUCAGUCUUCUGUUCCAAAAGCUCAGGAAGGUAAAAAUGGAGCUGUAAACUAUGUAGAUAUGACUGUAGCACUCCAACGGCAAGAAAGUGGAUUUGGGUUUCGAAUUGUUGGAGGAACUGAAGAAGGUUCUCAGGUUGCUAUAGGACAUAUUGUUCCUGGAGGUGCUGCAGAUUUAGAUGGCAAUUUAAAAUCCGGUGAUGAAAUUUUAGGAGUUGAUGGUCAGCAUGUUGUGAACACAUCUCAUCAUCAUGUUGUGCAGUUAAUGAGUACAGCUGCUGAAAAUGGCAAAGUUACUUUGCAUCUCCGAAGACCUGUGCUUUCAACAGAAAGUUCCAGUAAUUCUAAGCAUAUUGAAACAUUAGUUCCUUAUGAUGUAACAGUGACUAGAAAUGCAAAUGAAGGCUUUGGUUUUGUUAUAAUAUCUUCUGUUAAUAAAUCUGGAUCAACUAUUGGUAAG